Messenger RNA from Dovyalis caffra, 801 nucleotides. Lineage: Eukaryota; Viridiplantae; Streptophyta; Magnoliopsida; Malpighiales; Salicaceae. The record is from the annotation of a GenBank genome assembly.
AUGGCCCAAGCAGAUCACAAUGCCAACAGGGACAGUAGAUGGCUACUCCACGGAACGACAGCUCUUGUCACCGGUGGAAGUAAAGGACUCGGGCAUGCUAUUGUGGAGGAAUUGGCAGCGCUAGGUGCCACCGUGCAUACAUGUGCGAGGACUGAAUCUGUGCUCAACGAAUGCUUACAGCAAUGGCAGGUGAAGGGUUUCAAAGUCACAGGUUCAGUGUGCGAUGUAACCUCUAAAUCUGAACGAGAGAAGCUAAUGAGCGAAGUCUCCUCUUUGUUCGAUGGGAAACUUAAUAUCCUUGUCAACAAUGUUGGGAUACUGUAUUUUAAGAAGACAACAGAUUUCACUUCUGAAGAUAUCUCACUUUACUUGAGUACCAACUUCGAAUCCGCCUACCAUUUGUGCCAACUUGCACAUCCUCUUUUGAAAAAUUCAGGAGCAGGAAACAUCGUUUUUAUGUCUUCUGUUUCUGGUGUGAUAUCAGUGAGUGUUAGUCUAUAUGGAGCAACUAAAGGAGCAAUAAACCAACUUACAAAGAAUCUGGCUUGCGAGUGGGCGAAAGACAAUAUAAGGGCUAACUCUGUUGCGCCAUGGUUAAUCAAAACUCCACUUGUUGAGCGUGAUCUUGAGAAUGAAUUGUUUUUGAGGGCCGUCGAGGCUCGCACUCCAAUGGGACGACUUGGAGAGCCAAAGGAAGUGUCUUCUUUGGUAGCAUUUCUCUGCAUGCCUGCAGCCUCUUAUAUAACAGGACAAGUCAUUUGCGUUGAUGGAGGAUUUACCGUGAAUGGUCUCACUGUGUAA